Adineta ricciae is the source of this 855-nucleotide messenger RNA. NCBI's taxonomy places the organism in Eukaryota, Metazoa, Rotifera, Eurotatoria, Adinetida, Adinetidae. The record is from the annotation of a GenBank genome assembly.
AUGGCUAGUUCAUUAAUUCGACAUAUCGCUCGACCAGUGUUAACAACAAGUAAAGGAUUUCUAUCUGCAGCAGCACAUCGGAAUAUUCCGUCGACUUUGGUACUUCUCCAUCGUACUCAGGCAACAGCACCACCACCAGGAGCAGCAGCAGCAACGCCGAAUGUUCCAGCUCCAAGUCUUAUUCGUGUGAAUGUUGAACAACGUAAAGCAUUAGUCGAUUUUGGCCAAUACGUUGCUGAAUGUUUACCGCGUUUUGUACAACAUGUACAAAUGACAUCAACAAAUGAAUUAGAAAUUCUAAUUCACCCCGACGGAGUCUUUUCCGUUAUUGCUUUUCUUAAAGAUCAUACGAAUGCUCAAUUUAGUUCAUUAGCAGAUAUCACUGCCAUUGACGUACCUACACGAGUGUAUCGCUUUGAGCUCGCUUACAAUCUCCUUUCACUUCGGUUCAAUUCACGUGUUCGUGUUAAAACAUACACUGAUGAAUUGACACCCAUCGCUAGUAUAUGUGAUCUUUUCGAUGCUGCCAACUGGAUGGAACGAGAGGUUUGGGAUAUGUAUGGUGUUUAUUUUACGAAUCAUCCAGAUUUACGUCGUAUUUUAACGGAUUAUGGAUUUGAAGGACAUCCAAUGCGAAAAGAUUUUCCUCUACCCGGUUAUACUGAAGUUCGAUACGAUGAAGAACAACGUCGUGUUGUCAUUGAACCUAUUGAAUUAACGCAAGAUUAUCGUAAAUUUGAUUUGAGUACACCAUGGGAAACGUUUCCUAAAUUUCGUAAUCCUAUCCACGAUGAUUCAAAGAAAGCAAAUGCGCCUGAACCAGCAGCUGCUGUUGGCAAUGAAAAUAAGAAAUAA